Drosophila grimshawi is the source of this 4974-nucleotide messenger RNA. RefSeq names its product voltage-dependent calcium channel subunit alpha-2/delta-3 (gene stol). The transcript is spliced from 16 exons. The record is from RefSeq and is a predicted model, not a curated record. Bases 220 to 4026 code for a protein of 1268 amino acids. Gene Ontology annotation, cellular component: voltage-gated calcium channel complex. Gene Ontology annotation, molecular function: voltage-gated calcium channel activity. Lineage: Eukaryota; Metazoa; Arthropoda; Insecta; Diptera; Drosophilidae.
AAAAAAACCGACAAAAAUCAAAAACAAUUCCAAAUUCGUUUGGUAAACUAAUUUGUGGCAACAUAAAAUAAUGAACACAACCAUAAAACAAUAAUAAUAUGAAUAUUGUGCAAGUAAAUUGAAAAUAUAUUAUUGAGUGUUGGUUACGGAGCCACAGAUUUAAAUCCCAACUAAAAUCAAAACACAACGAGUUAAAUUUCUCCGAAUUUCGUCAUCAAAAUGGAGCACAAACAGGUGAACUGUUAUCUGGCCCUGUUGCUGGGCGUGCUUCUAUUGCACAGGCUGAUAGGUGCAGCUGUCGCCGAUCAGGAUGAGGAUAUACCUCACAAUGAAGUGCGCAACUGGGCCCUUAAAUUUGGAGUUGAUUUAUGGGAAUUUGGUCGCCAAUUCACCAAAAUGAAUGAAAUCAAAAGUCGCUUUAAGGACAAUGACAUCGAGGUGAAGCGCAAGGAUGGCAUUAUCCUGCUGCGUGAAUUAGCGGCCGAGGUGAAGAAUUUUAUGGACUUCAAGCGUAACGCUGUAAUGCGCUUGAUGGACUCAGCAGAGCAGGCGGCGCUCUCGGAACUGGAGGGGCAGAGCAGCACGGAGGGGGGUGCACUGGGGCAGCAGCAGCAUUACGAUGCGAGACGCAUCAAUGAGUACAAUGCCGAUGGCAAGUUGGCGGACGGAGCUCGCCACAUGGAUAUACGAUUCAUGCGGCGCUUCGAGCGUCUGCCGGUGAAUCUCAGUCUAAGCUCGAUUCUGGUGCCGCACGGCGUCGAUUUGGAUGAGACGGACGUGAAGUCGGCAUUGCAGUGGAGCGCCCACCUGGAUCCACUCUUCCAGAACAACUUGGAGCGAGAUCCGGCAUUGUCCUGGCAGUACUUUGGCUCAUCGUCUGGCUUUCUACGCCGCUUCCCCGGCACUGCCUGGCCACCCGAGGGCUCUAAGGGCAGCAAGCUAAUCCAUGACUUUCGCACUCACAACUGGUUUGUCCAGGCCGCCUCCUCCCCCAAGGAUAUUAUGAUUCUACUGGAUGCAUCGUCCAGCAUGUCAGAGAAGUCCUUUGAUCUGGCCACAUCCACGGCUUUUAAUAUACUGGACACUCUCGGCGAGGAUGACUAUGUCAAUUUAAUAACCUUCUCGGAUGUGGUCAAGACGCCAGUGCCGUGCUUCAAGGAUCGUAUGGUGCGUGCCACUCCUGAUAAUGUCCAGGAAAUCAAGUCGGCUGUCAAAGCUAUCAAACUUCAGGAUACGGCGAACUUUACGGCAGGCCUGGAAUACGCCUUCAGUUUACUUCACAAGUACAAUCAGAGUGGAGCGGGCAGCCAGUGCAAUCAGGCAAUAAUGCUGAUAACGGAGAGCACCUCGGAGUCGCACAAGGAGAUUAUCAAGCAGUACAACUGGCCGCAUAUGCCCGUCCGCAUCUUUACGUAUCUGAUUGGAAGCGAUUCGGGGAGUCGCAGCAAUCUGCAUGAAAUGGCCUGCUCCAACAAGGGCUUCUUUGUGCAGAUCAACAAUUAUGAGGAGGCGCGACGGAAGGUCAUUGACUAUGCGCUUGUGAUGGCGCGACCCAUGAUUAUGUAUCAGGCGGAUCAUCCGGUUCAUUGGAGUCCCGUUUUUGUUGGUGGGAAAUCAGGCGGAUUGGGUAGGGAUUCGGAAUACCAGCGACGUUUGGUGACGACAGUUUCAACUCCGGUCUUCGAUAGACGAAACCAUUCGGUGCGCGUGGCCAAUUUGUUGGGUGUCGUUGGCACCGAUGUACCCAUCGAGGAGAUACGCAAAAUGAUACCGCAGCACAAGCUGGGACCGAAUGGGUAUUCGUUUAUCGUCGAUAACAAUGGGCGGGUGCUCUACCAUCCGGAUCUGCGGCCGCUAAGCGAUGGCAAUCAGUACAUCGAUCAGCUGCGACCCAAAUACGCCUCAGUGGACAUUACGGAGUUGGAACUGCCGGAAACGGAAGUGGGCAACGAUCACGAACUAGUCGAAAUGAACAAGAAUCUACUCAAUGAGAUGCGCGGUGACAUGAUUCGCCCCAAGGAGGGUGAGACAGAGUUCACCGUGCUUAAUCAUUACGACGAGUCGAAGCGUGUCUCGACCCGUACACAUCGAUACUUCUAUGGCCCCAUCGAGGACACGCCCUUCACGCUGGCUAUUGUGCUGCCAGAGAAGUACGGCAGCCAUGAGUUGGUCUCCCAGCAGGAAAUAAGGCACUCGCGUAACAAUGUUACCGAGUACUUUAAGGGGGACAACUGGCGCGUACAUCCCGAUUGGGUCUACUGUGAGUACAAUAGCGUCAGCGAUUUGGAGAAGGAGCGUGAGAGCUCCGGUGAAUAUACGUCUCGCGAUCAAGAGCCCAGCUUUGGGUCGCCAGAGGAGCAGGUACUGCACUUUCUGGCUCGCGCCGGACGUCCAGGCUGGAAGUGGAUGUCGGUGCGACCCAAGUCGCCGCAACCACACCACAACCUGCACGGCACCACGUCAAGUGCCUCCCAUUUUGGGGCACAGCAUCUGAAUGUGCAGGGUUCUCGCAAGGCAGAGCCCUAUUAUUGCGAUCGAACCCUCAUUCAGAGCUUGGUACGCGAUGCAAUGGUCACCGAUGGACUUGACCGCAAUACCACGAGUACCUCCAAUGGCAAGGAGGAUAAGCAUCCAAUCGCCACAUUGAUGGCCAUUUUGAAGAGGCAAGGCUAUCAAAAGUUUGUUGUGGCUACCUCAUUUGUGGCUACGCGUUCGGGCUUAUUACGCUGGAUUGAUCAUAUUAAGAGACCUGAGGAUACCCCGGAACCGCACUUCAGCGAGGACAAUGUGCGCGCCAUGGACUCCUCGUGGUACAAGCGUGCCGUGGAUCAGCACACAGUGGAGCCGGAUAGCUUUGUGUAUAGUGUGCCCUUCGGUUCCGGAUAUGCCAUCAAAUCGAACGCCACUUUGGUGACAGCCUCGCAUGCGAUCUUUGUGGAGCAUCGCGGACACAAGGCCCCAGCUGGAGUUGUGGGUCUGCAAUUUCAACACGACUCGCUGGCCAAGCACUUUAUCAACAUCACAUCGGCAUGCACUGGGAUGACGGGCUGUAAGCGAACCUGCGCCUCGGAUAAUCUCGACUGCUAUGUGCUGGACAACAGUGGGUUUGUGAUCAUCUCGGAGGAAAUGGAGCAUACGGGCAAGUUUUUUGGCCAAAUCGAUGGAACCAUUAUGGACUCUCUGGUCCAGGAUCGCAUUUACAAGCGCGUCACGGUGAAUGACUAUCAGGGCGUCUGCUCCGAUUCCGAUAACCCCUACACGGCAGCUGGUGGCAUUCUAAAGCCACAUCGCCUUGGCAGCUGGUUCUACAAGCAUUUGGUGGCCCUCAGCGCCAGUUGGUUAUCGCUGAUGCCCACCUCACUGCGCGCUUGGCCACAGGACGACUAUGAGACAUAUGACAAUGAGGAUGUUGUCUUUGUGGAGAACAACUACGCGGACGAGUAUGAGGAGAACUUUGAUAAUGAGUAUCAUCUGCAGGUGGAUCAGGAAAUGGAUGAAUUCUUUACCACAGCCGAUGCGGACUAUACGACGCCACCACCUAAACAGCAUAAACCCCACAGUGGACCCAGAUUCAUGGCCGAUCCGCAGAAUGCGCGACGCUGUGAUCUGCGCACCGAUCUUUAUAUGUUGCAACCGGAACGCCUUAAUCAAGGCGGUCAAAAUAACCCACUAAAGGGUAAACUAACCAAUUGUCAUGUGUCGGGCUGUGAGCGGCCGUUUAGUGUGCAGAAGAUUCCACACAGUAAUCUGAUUCUGCUUGUGGUGGACACGCUGUGUCCUUGCGGCUCCAAGCAGCUGGACAUUGAGCCCAUGGAGGAGUCGGGCAUUGUCGGUGCCUGCAGCACGCGUCGUCAGAGUCAGGAGCAGCAGUCGCGUCGCCGACCAAAGAAAUGUAUUAACUACCACCCCGAGGAGAUUGAGAUACAGCAGUGUGGGCGUGGCAGCACGCUACUGCACAUGUCCGCCUCCCUUAUAGCUGCGCACCUGCUGAUGGUCAGCGUCACCUUCGUGCUGGCCAAUGCGUGAUACGAGCACUAAAUACAAUAAAGGACAUGAUAAGCAGCAGGAGCAUCAGGAGCAACAGGAGCAGCAGGAGCAGAUGGAAAACGAGAACGAGAACGAGAACGAAUACGAUAAGUUAAGGCUUUACGAUAUUGAGAAACGAGCUGGCGAAUUUGCAGACAAUUUCCGUUUCUUGAUUUCUUUGGGCAGUUGAAUUGCAUAGCCAAACAGAAGUUCACGCGUAAUACGGUAAUAUCUAUAUGUUUGUAGACAAUAAUUUGCAACAACAACAAAAACAAAAACAACAACAAAAAUCUAUAUAUUUCCAUUGACAAUUAGACGAAAGUAAAUAUUAGCUAAAUAUUAGUUACGUGUAAUUGUGAGAGGAACACAAUUUAAAUCAAAUAUUUGUAGUACAGAAACUUAUUUCCAUUUUCCAACUAUUAAUUUAUAAAAUUACGAUUAGGGCAUGCAAUUGAUUUAAGCGAAAAGCACACUAAUUAUUUCACAAUGAAUUAAAAGAAAAUCAAAUAUAUACUAGUCAGUUUAUGUAAAUAGCAAGCGAAAGUAUUUAACAGAACAAAAUUCCUACCGAAAUACUUAAUUCAAUAAUUCAAAACAAAAACAUAUGAAAAGAAAAUGUAAGCAAAAUUAAUGAUUUCACUAACUGCGUACGCACAAAUAUCGAGUAUUAUAUUUUACGACAAAAACCAAAUAUAAUAAAAUUAAAGUACACCUUAAAACCACAAAAGUUAUAUGACAAAUUCACUGAACAAACAGAAGACUUGAAAUACCAACAGCAAUGUAUAAACGAAAAACAAAAACAAAAACACAUAUUAAACAAAUAAUUUAAUGAAAGAAAAACAACAGAAAUCAGUUCAUAUCGACGACAUGCAUGGCAGCCAAUUUUGAACAGCAAUAAGCAAAACAAAUACAAUAAAAUAAAAAAAAACACAUGAACAAAUAAAUACG